This is a messenger RNA of Ipomoea triloba (trilobed morning glory), 2981 nucleotides long. RefSeq names its product mechanosensitive ion channel protein 10-like. Lineage: Eukaryota; Viridiplantae; Streptophyta; Magnoliopsida; Solanales; Convolvulaceae. The transcript is spliced from 7 exons. Gene Ontology annotation, molecular function: mechanosensitive monoatomic ion channel activity. Bases 272 to 2584 code for a protein of 770 amino acids. Gene Ontology annotation, cellular component: plasma membrane. The record is from RefSeq and is a predicted model, not a curated record. Gene Ontology annotation, biological process: monoatomic anion transport; transmembrane transport; detection of mechanical stimulus.
CCACCCACACAAGUUUGACCAUUACAGGCACUAAUCUGAAGUUUCUGGUUCUCGGGUCUGUUCUUGAUAUGACCUCUGGGCUUCUCACCUUAUUUUGAUUUACUUUAAUGGUGAACACUUUGUUGCUAUUUUGGUCUAAAAGAUUGCAUCUGAGUAUUAAAGUUUGAAGCUUUUGAAGUAAUGAAUCAGCACUGGAAAUAAUUGCUUCGUUUUUUCAAUUGUUUGUAAGUGGUCACCUUGGCUUUCAGGUGUUUGUUGUGAUUGGAUUGUGAUGGAUGCAAAUGGUAAUGCUCCAAAGACUAGCACUGGAGAAAUUAGCAUGACUGAGAACAAGAAAGUGGCCAGUGAGGUGUUUGUUGUGAUCUCUGGUGAUGAAAAAGAUUCGGGGAAUCUGAAUAAUGGUGUGAGGGAUCAAAAGGCUAAACCUUCAUCUGAUUCUCAUUCGCCCCGUGUCCCAGUGACUUGUUCGUCCCCUGAGAUUGCGACGUUCAGCCCGAGUGCCAAUAAGCCUCCCAAAAUACCCAAUUCAGGCCUCACUCGGCGUAAGACACUUACAAGAUCUGUGUACUCGAAGCCCAAAUCGAGAUUUGGUGAACAAACUGUGACUAUUGAUCACGAUAUGUUUGAUGAGCAAGUUGAGCAAACUGAUGCGAAUGCUUCUAAUCGUGCUUCGCCUAUCAACAAAUUGGGUUUUAAUGACGCUGGUGCUAUGUACAAAGAGACUGCAAGGACUGUUUCGGUGUGCGUUACCCCCAAAACGCCGUUGAUGGCAUCACCAGGCGGUUUUGAUGAUGAACACGAGGAGAUAUAUAAGAAAGUUAAAGUGAGGCAGAAGUUGAAGCUUAGGAAAGUGAAACUGAGAGUUCUAAGUGAAUGGUCAUUGUUUUUUUGCCUUUUAGGGUGUCUGAUUGCUAGCCUGACGGUUAAUAAGGUGCAAAAUUGGAGACUUUGGGAUUUGGAGAUUUGGAAGUGGAUAACACUUGUUAUGGUGACCUUAAAUGGGCUGUUGGUUACGAAAUGGUUCAUCCAUUUUCUCACCUUGUUGAUUGAGCUGAACUUCUUGAUGAGGAAGAAGGUCUUGUACUUCGUUUACAGUUUGAAGAAGAGCGUUCGGGUCUGUCUUUGGCUGAGUCUGGUCCUUGUCACUUGGGCUUCCCUCUUCACACACGGGGUUCGGAGAUCACGUGUUGCUAACCGAGUUUUGGAUUACAUUACUUGGACAAUCUCUUCGUUGCUUAUUGGUGCUUUUUUGUGGCUCUUGAAGACUCUGCUGCUUAAGAUCUUGGCAUCCUCUUUUCAUGUAAACACAUUCUUCGACAGAAUCCAAGAAUCGAUAUUUCAUCAGUACAUUCUAUUGACCCUUUCGGGGGCUGCUGUUAUGGAGUUUGCGGGGAUGAUUAGGAGAACAAACAGUACUAUCAGUCAGCUUAGUUUCCAAAGGACAAAGAAGGGAAAGGAUGGGAAGGAGAAAGAAAUUAUUGAUAUUAAUAAGCUUCAUCAGAUGAAGAGGGAGAAGGUAUCUGCCUGGACGAUGAAAAUGUUAGUCGAUGUCAUUUCUAAUACGGGGCUGUCCACCAUCUCUGGUUCGUUCGAUGAAACCACCUUCGAUGGAGAAUAUGAACAACCGGAUAAGGAGAUUACUAACGAAGAGGAAGCACUUGCUGCUGCAUAUCACAUUUUCAGGAAUGUUGCACAGCCGGGUUCCAAGUAUAUCGAUGAGUUUGACCUAAGGAGAUUCUUGAUUAAAGAAGAGGUGGAUAUGGUGUUCCCUAUGAUAGAUGUGGCAGAGACUGGACAAAUUGACAGGAAAACUUUGACAGAGUGGGUGGUUAAGGUUUACAAGGACCGCAAAACGCUAGUGCAUGCUUUAAACGACACGAAAACAGCUGUGAGGCAAUUGAACAAGCUUGUCACGGGGAUUCUGUUAAUUGUAAUAAUAAUCAUAUGGCUUCUAUUAGUAGGGAUAGCUACUACGAAAGUAAUCUUCUUUCUGUCUUCCCAACUUGUCGUUGCCGCUUUUAUGUUCGGGAACACUUGCAAGAUUAUCUUCGAAGCCAUUGUCUUUGUGUUUGUGAUGCAUCCAUUUGAUGUUGGCGAUCGCUGUGUCGUUGACGGGGUUCAGAUGAUUGUCGAGGAAAUGAACAUCUUAACAACUAUCUUCUUGAGAUAUGACAACGAAAAAAUAUACUAUCCAAAUUCUGUCUUGGCUACUAAGGCCAUCAGCAAUUACAAGAGAAGUCCUGAUAUGAGUGAUUCCUUUGAGUUCUCCAUCGAUUUUAGGACACCUAUGGAGAAGAUCGGAACUCUAAACGAAAAAGUAAAGAAGUAUAUAGAAAAAUCCCCUCUUUGGCACGCCAAUCACAACAUGGUGGUGAAGGAGAUUGAAAAUAUGAAUAAAAUAAAGAUGGCCUUAUAUUUCAAUCAUACGAUGAACUUUCAAGAUUUUGGGGAGAAAAACAGACGGAGAACUGAACUAAUCCUAGAAAUGAAGAAAAUGUUCGAGGAUCUGAAUAUCAGAUACGAUCUUCUUCCUCAAGAAGUCCAUCUUAGUGAGUCGAAAGCUACAAGCGGGAGAAGUAAAUGAUUUUGUUCCCUCCCCCGCUAUUGGAGUUUGGUUUGUGGGUGAACGGGUAAAUGAAGCUUCAAGAUUGAAUGCUGAUAGUACAGCAGAGCUGAUGUUCGUUCUGACUGCAUAUGAAAUACUUGCUGGAUUGCGAAAAGGUUUUGAAAUUUUCUGGCCGGCAUUGUUGGAGGUGAAUGGCUAUGUUUGAACCCUGAAGAUGUCAUUUUUAGCCAUGGCUAGAUGCAAGGCUAAAUUUCGGCUGCUACUAAUGCUAGUGUGGAUAGAUUAUAGGUGUAACCAAACAAGGGUUAGAGAAAGGAAUGUUUUGGUGUUCUUUGAGAAUUUUGAUUAACCAUCUCUUGAACAAUGAAGGUUGCUAAUAGGUUAUCUUAGUUUCAUCUCUUCUUGGUUGGUGUUA